CUCGCUCGCUCCCCGCCUUGCGCUCGUCGCCCGUCUGGGCCGGAGCCAGGCGAUGAGGUGGGAGGCGCCAGAAGCCACUUAGCUACCGCCACCCGCCCAAUGCAGCAGUCGCUGGCUUACAAUGCAGCACUAAGGCAGCGGCGCGGCGCAGGCUGCAGCGCGGCCGGGGGCAGCCGACCCGGGCGGGCGGCCUCGGCGCCCCGGGCGUGAGCAGCGGCGCGCGUCGGGCGAGGCGGGCUGGCGGCAGCACCAUGCGGGCGGCGGCGGUGCCCUUCUUGCUGCUCUGCGCCCUGGGGACCUGCCCCGUGGCGCGCUGCGGCCGGGCAGGUAAGUUCGCCACUCGCCCCAGGCUCCGGGGCAUCUUCGUGGAGUCCCCCGGGCGCGUUUCGAAGGGAGCAUCCCCAUUGCCCAAGUGCUUGACUCACGUUGACCAGGCGAGCUUCCAGGUCGAUGCCUUCGGAGCCUCCUUCGUCCUCGAUGUCAGGCUGAACCAUGAUUUGCUGUCUUCUGAGUACAUAGAGAGAUACAUUGACCAUGGAGGCAAGACUGUGGAAGUUGAAGGAGGAGAGCACUGUUACUACCAGGGCCACGUCCGAGGAAACCCUGCCUCGUUCGUUGCCUUGUCGACAUGCCAUGGACUUCACGGGAUGUUCUAUGACGGGAACCACACGUAUCUCAUUGAGCCAGAAGAAAAUGAGACCUCCCAAGAGGAUUUCCAUUUCCAUUCGGUUUACAAGUCCAGGCUGUUUGAAUUUCCCUUGGAUGAUCUUCCAUCGGAAUUCCAACAAGUAAACAUCAGUCUGCCAGAAGUUACUUUGAAGUCAAGACCAAAAAGGAGUGUGCGGCAGCGCCUUCGACAUCCUCGUAACGUGGAAGAGGAAACCAAAUACAUUGAGCUCAUGAUUGUGAAUGAUCAUCUUAUGUUCAAAAGACACCGGCUGUCUGUGGUACACACCAAUACCUAUGCAAAAUCUGUGGUGAACAUGGCAGACUUAAUAUAUAAAGACCAACUUAAGACAAGGAUAGUAUUGGUUGCCAUGGAAACCUGGGCGGCUGACAACAAAUUCGCCAUAUCUGAAAAUCCAUUGAUCACCCUACGUGAGUUUAUGAAAUACAGGAGGGAUUUUAUCAAGGAGAAAAGUGACGCAGUGCACCUUUUUUCGGGAAGUCAAUUUGAAAGUAGCCGGAGCGGGGCGGCUUACAUUGGUGGGAUUUGCUCGCUGCUGAAAGGAGGCGGCGUGAAUGAAUAUGGGAAAACUGACCUAAUGGCGGUUACACUUGCUCAGUCAUUAGCCCAUAAUAUUGGUAUUAUCUCAGACAAAAGAAAAUUAGCAAGUGGUGAGUGUAAGUGUGAGGACACGUGGUUGGGAUGCAUCAUGGGCGACACUGGCUAUUAUCUUCCUAAAAAGUUCACCCAGUGUAACAUCGAAGAGUAUCAUGAUUUCCUAAAUAGUGGAGGCGGUGCCUGCCUUUUCAACAAGCCUUCUAAGCUUCUUGAUCCUCCAGAGUGCGGUAAUGGCUUCAUCGAAACUGGAGAGGAGUGUGACUGUGGGACCCCUGCAGAGUGUGUCCUUGAAGGGGCUGAGUGCUGCAAGAAAUGCACCUUGACCCAGGACUCUCAGUGCAGUGAUGGUCUCUGCUGUAAAAAGUGCAAGUUUCAGCCCAUGGGGACUGUAUGCCGAGAAGCCGUGAACGACUGCGAUAUCCGUGAAACGUGCUCGGGAAAUUCAAGCCAGUGUGCCCCUAACAUUCAUAAGAUGGAUGGAUAUCCAUGUGACGGUGUUCAGGGAAUUUGCUUUGGAGGGAGAUGUAAAACCAGGGAUAGACAAUGCAAAUACAUCUGGGGACAGAAGGUGAAGGCAUCAGACAAAUACUGCUACGAGAAACUGAACAUCGAAGGGACGGAGAAGGGUAACUGUGGGAAAGACAAAGACACAUGGAUUCAGUGCAACAAACGGGACGUGCUCUGCGGUUACCUGUUGUGCACUAACGUCGGUAACAUCCCACGGCUCGGAGAGCUCGAUGGUGAGAUCACGUCUGCCGUGGUUGUGCAGCAGGGGAGGACGUUAAACUGCAGUGGCGGACAUGUGAAGCUGGAAGAAGACGUGGAUCUUGGCUAUGUGGAGGAUGGGACACCAUGUGGUCCCCAAAUGAUGUGCUUAGAACACAGGUGCCUUCCCGUGGCGUCUUUCAACUUCAGCACUUGCUUAAGCAGUAAAGAAGGCACUGUCUGUUCAGGAAACGGAGUGUGCAGUAACGAGCUGAAGUGUGUGUGUAACAGGCACUGGACAGGUGCUGACUGUAACACUUACUUCCCUCACAAUGAUGACACAAAGGCUGGGAUCACUCUGUCUGGUAAUGGUGUAGCUGGCACCAAUAUCAUAAUAGGCAUAAUAGCUGGCACCAUUUUAGUGCUGGCCCUUAUAUUAGGAAUAACUGCAUGGGGAUAUAAAAACUAUCGAGAACAGAGACAGUUACCCCAGGGAGAUUAUGUAAAAAAGCCUGGAGAUGGUGACUCUUUUUAUAGCGACAUUCCUCCCGGAGUCAGCACAAACUCAGCAUCUAGUUCUAAGAAGAGGUCCAAUGGGCUCUCUCACUCAUGGAGUGAAAGGAUUCCAGACACAAAACAUAUUUCAGACAUCUGUGAAAAUGGACGACCUCGAAGUAACUCUUGGCAAGGUAACCUGGGAGGCAACAGAAAGAAAAUCAGAGGCAAAAGAUUUAGACCUCGAUCUAACUCAACUGAGAGGGAGCCCCAAGCACCUGAGCCUGGGCACUCCCUCGCCCAGACAGUCCCAUCCCAAGGCAUAAGCCCAGGGGGCUCUGACAGCCCCCAGACAGGGAGUCUGGAUCACAGGACUUUAUCUCCCGCCAAGUCUCCUUCGUCAUCAACUGGGUCCAUUGCCUCCAGCAGAAAAUACCCUUAUCCAAUGCCUCCGCUUCCAGACGAGGAGAAGAAAGUGAACCGACAAAGUGCCAGGCUAUGGGAGACGUCCAUUUAAGAUCAACUGUUUACAUGUGACACAUCGAAACUGUUUACUCCAACUUUUAUAGAAACUCAGUCUCACAGAAUCACUGCACAUCGACUGCUCUUCAGACAAUACGGAGACACUCUGGGAAGCCACCAGGAGAGGAAGCCAAAUCUCACAUCUGGAUACCAGUUUCUUUUUGUCAUUGCCAUAGCAUUGAACUGAACCACGCCCAGAACUACUUAGAUGCCCCAGUAUGACAUGGGGCAGCCAAGGUGCCGGUAUGUGACUGCAUAAUCCGCAUGACAGAUCUAUGUAGAAAUACCAAUAAAACUAACUCACCUGACCCAAAUGUAGCAAGUUUCCUAAGGGACAGAAGUGGAUUCAGAACCUGACAUUCAUUGUACACAGCAGCGCUGAAUGCAUGGAGCUUCUGUUUAUUGCUUUCCACAUUUCAGGAGACAGCCUCCCAUCGUCAAAACUAGCAUGCAGGGCUCAGCAGCAGGCUUUUCUGCAGGACUCGAGUGCUUUCAGAGGCCAGCAUCCCCUAUGCUAACUCUAAACAUGUAUUUUUAUCUUUUUUUUUUUACUUCUCGUAUUUAUAUCAGCACACAAGGACAACUGUACAUAUGUAAACAUUUUUAAAAAUGUAAAAAAAAAAAAAUGAAAAAGCAGCUGUUACACGCAAGUGUAUCUUGCCAAAUGCCUAAAAUCAGUCACGGUCACAUCCUGUCAUCCGUCCCCGGUCUUUAAAGAUGCUGUCGAUGAUGUAAACGCAGCAGCGAGCGUGGUCAGCGUGUCUCUCCAUAAUCGGUACUUGUGCAGAACGUGCGACGUCCCCCUAAACUGUGCGUGGUCUGGAGGCGGAUUCACGGAACGGGAGAACCAGACGCCCCAGCCCGCUUCUGGCCUCCGCGUCCUGCCGCAGCGGGAGCGUCCUGGUGCCGCCAUCGGCCGCUGGGCCUCGCCAGCCUGUCCACUGUAUUCUGCGGGCGCGCUCUGCCUGCCUCCGCGGCUGUGACUCAGCACCACGGCACCUCGAUUGUGCUCGCCGUGGAGGCCCCGGGCCCCUCAGCUGUGCGUCCUGCGGAGAGGACGCAAGCGUACCAAAGACACGUGAGACCAGCGGGCUGCCACCUGGCCUGCGCGCCAGCCCUUCGUGGCCUGAGGGUUCUGUUAGCCAUCCUUACGUGUGAAGCGAACAACCUGCUUUCACAAUAACUAGUGCUACACCACUGCUUCUUUGGGAUCUUUAUCACCACUGGGAUGUGAGCCCUGACAGGUCGUUCGGCACUGACUUCCAGGCACCGCGAAGAAGACAAGGGUCCAGUGAAACCUAAAGGCCCCAAGAUGUUGCACAGACGCCUGGCAGGGGAAAGCUCUGCUGCUUUUUUGGGAUUUGCACAUUUAAAACUGUAUUUAUAAAAGAGGGUCCCAUAGCUAUUGUAAUGUCACCGUUAUUCCUAAGAAAGCGACCCUGCUGAGGCUGGACAUCGGUGGGUGGGCCCAGCCACAUGGGCUGCCGUGAGGGUGCGUGUCACGUCUCUCCUGCGCAGCUUUUUCUCGAGAGGAAUGGGGUCCACAGACGGGAUGUCAGAAAGUCCCUCUCCCUGGAGUGUCCAGGGGCAAAAAUCCAUGGCCACUCAGUGGGGAGUCCUGGGACGGGGCGGGCAGUGUGUUCUACUCUGCGCAUUUAUGUCUUCUGUAAUGGACCGCUCUUCUCGGAGUCUGGCAAUGUUUGGAGCGCCCUUUAGCCACGCAGAAUCGCACAGUGUGAAGCAGCAUCAUUUCAUGGCGGAUAAGGAUGUGAUUGUGGGUACUACAGCGAAUCAGCCCAUCAGACUGAGUUUUGGGUGAGUGUUGGACGACACUGUCGCACAGCUCAAGCCAAGGACAGAAGGGCAGACAGGUAGAAAGAUGUAGCCAGUCGAGUGACCAGGAUCACUUUAAUGUGCACUGAAUGUCUUCAGGUAUUGUGUAUGUAAAAGGCCAUGUGACAAGAUUUAUUUUGACUAUAAAAAGAGUUUAUAGAUGAAUGCAAGGUGCCUCAUGUAUUUACAUGCUUCCUAGUUACAGUUAGACAAACCCCACUUUGGAAGAAUGCACAAAUGGCUAGUUAAGUAGCAAGAGAUCUCUCUCUAUAUAUCCAUCUAUCUAUCACCUAUCAACCAUCUAUUAAUUAUCUAUCCUUCCUCACCCCAACGACUUAAAUAUAAAAUUAUUUUUCAAAUGUAAAUCAUUAUCAUGUGCCUUUUGGGAGAUGUGUUUGCUCCGGAGGUAUAGAGUUUGUAAUAAUCCUCAUUGAUAAUAACCUUCACAUGGAAUGGGGUAAAAAGUGGGUUUUUUUAUUUACAGAUAUUAUGAUUUGGGGGAAUACAGUAGCUUCAGUGUUCUAUUCUGGAUAUCGAUCUUCUCUCCCUUAAACUUUCUUAGGGCCAUUUGUGGAAUUCUUUGACAAAUGUAUAGUUUCAGUGGAUAGUUUCAGGAAGUAGCUACAUGUGUACUCAUGGUUGAUUUUUUUCUAGAGCAUUGCAUCUAAAUAUUUAUGACCUUCUAUCUACUGAAGUAGGUAGAAUGAACCCAUAGCACUAACUACAAGCACAGCUUAAUUUCCUUUUAAACAUCCAUUUUGGAAAGAAACGUUCAGUAGUGAUGUCUACAUGCCACAAGUCACCGUCGGGUCAUCCCUAGGCAGAGGCGAGCAGCACGCUGGCUUCCACGUUUCAUUGUAUGCCUUUUCCCCUCUCUUCCUAAGGUUUACUGUGAACGUAAGCCUUCCGAUUGACAGCCCUGCUGCCUGAGAUGUGCCGCAGGAAACACUGAGGUCUCUGGGUUAGCAGAGGAGGGUGGACACCAGGGCAGGCCUAGGGACUGGACUGGCCGGAUUAACUGUCCCCUGGGCCCAGCCCCUCUUCCUCCAAGUGGGAAGAGGCAUCCCCCCUGCAGCCUGAACAGAAAGAGGCCGUAGCUCCCACCCAGGCAGCACGGGAGGGCUUCAGCUAGUAGCUGCUGUGUUUCAGGCAAACUCGGACGCUCACUGAGGAAUAACCUGUCCUUAGGGUUGUUCUAAUAACGUGGACUUCAAAUGCCAAACUUGGUUUUAGUUUGAUCUUGGUGCUUUAUCAAGGUCUGCACUUUUCUCGCUUGCUUUAAAAAAGCUUUUAAAAUCCCAUUGUUAAAUGAGGCCGGCCCUGCAUAGGACGUCUGACCGUGAGAUUGACGGGGUUUCUAAAAGAAGUGGUGGAAGAUAGAAGCUCCCUGUGCUUCAGGAAGGAGUGUUUAUGUCUGGUAUCUGUAUCAGCAUCGUGCUGCUCAUUGUUUUCUGUUCAAUCCCAUGCGUGUUCGCUUGAUGUAACCUUUCCAUGUCUUGAGGCUACUUUACCUGUUACCUUUUGUCUGGAUUUUGUCCUUUGAUUUUUACAGACACCUGUGGGUUAGAGGCACCAGGCCCGUUCUCUUCACUUCUGUUCACUUAUGCAUUUCAUCCAUCCAUUUCUUGUUGCCAUGUACUUCUGUCUACACACCACCUCCCCAGUUUUAUCAUGCUAAUAAAUCUCUAUCUAAAGUAAUGGCCAUUGUACUUGACCUAAAGGAAAGGGAAUUUAUUGGAAGGCAUUGAGUGGCUUGCAGAGUGGUGGGAAGGGGAAAACAAAGUUCAGAAGUGACAGGAAGGAGGCUGCGCUGGACGCCCACCUGGGUAGCGCCCUGGGGGGACUGGCAGGCAGGCGGGCAGGCGGGCAGAGAGCUGGACGAGCUUCCUGCGAAGUGCUCUGCCUCCCUUCACCUCGGGUCUGCUUUUCAUGCUCCUGACUGCCUUCGUCCCUUCACUUCUGUGUUUUCCUCUGAAAUCAUCACCUAAGUGUGUGAGGUCGGAGGGACUUCUCGUCCUCUCGGUACUAGCUGAAGGUAUAUGCAAGGCAAACAUUCUAUGCAAGGGGCUUCCUUUCGGGCUCCAUUGCUUGUUUUUCCUCCUUGGAGGUGUUUUCAGAGUAAGACUAGUCUGAGCUGGGGUGCAGCAACGUUUUUCCUCGCGGGGGAAAGCCAAGGACUAAUGUAAGCAGCGUCCAGGGUUCCCAGCCGGAGAGCAGCCUGCUCAUGGCUGAGUGGGAGCUGCGGGCCGUAGAAGCGCACCUGCUGGGAGCUGCUGGCGCCUGCUCACAGCCUGUGCCAUGCAGGGCAGGUGCGUGUCAUUCCAGGUAGGGCCUUCCUCCCACACCUGCGGACGCGAGACUUCUGUUCACGUCUUGUUCAUUGUCUUGUCAGAGCCCCCAAAGUCUUCUGGCUCAGUUUAGUAGGGAGUAUUUUUGAUGGUUAUAGACUGACAAAUUGUUCGCAUCCCACGAUGGGAUUUGACGGAUGCUUCCAGAACCUUCCUGCUUCCAGAGUAGCCCCACUGCCAGCCCCUUUAACAGCUUCCGCUGAGUAGGAACUUGCCCUGUCACAGAGGCCAGCCCCUCGGAGUGCAGAGUGGAGGUGGGAGGCACGUUUCUCCUCUCACAGUGGCGCGUUGACAUGGAUUUUGCAACUUGGGAAGCCACUGAGAGGGUCCCCAGGGUGUGAGAUCUGGGAUGGGGAGAAGAUAGGCAGCAGUGAGCUCUGGGACAGCUCAGCGGGGCUCGGGAGCAGACGACUGGGACACCCACAAGGCCCACAGCCAAGAGGCCACUUGGCUAUGCUGGGGAGCAGGGCUGCGUGCCUAAGGCAGGUCCGGUACCUUGCAGUUAGAGUGUUGACUCUAAAUAGUCAUGGCCCAGUCCCUCAGGGGCUGGUCGCGCCUGCCUGGGGUGCGUGCCCACCCCACUGUUCAUACGGGCCGGGCCUGUCCUCCUGGGGGUUGUUUCAAGACUUGCAGGGUCUUGGUCGGGACAUUAUCAUUUCAUGUUACUAGUUAUUCUUGAAAUCAGAACCAGGCAAAACGUGUGCUCUGUUGUUUUACAAAAAGGCAUACAAUGAGACUAAGCCAUCUUAAGAUAGCAAACAUACAAAAUGAUCAAUAAAGUUUCAAAGAAUUUCUGAAGGAUACUUUCCUGUCUUGUUUGAAAUACACACACACACACACACACACACACAACUAAGCGGCAUUUACUUGAGCUUAGCAUCCUGAUUUUUUAAGUUUCAGGCUCUGAUGUGUGUUUUGAUGGUUAAACUCCAAAAUAAUGCAAAUAGCCCCAAAUCUUUAAAUACAGUGGUGCUAAGUUAUAGCAGGUAACCACACCAUGGAAAGAGCUGAUUCGAGUAGUACACUUAGUGAUGAUACUUGAGUUCCUGCUAAAUUAUACAUGUGUUAUCACUGCCUGGUAAGAAACCCCACUUUUUUUUUCUAAUCCAGCACAAAAUCAAACUGUGAGUCUACAACCAGUGUUUUUAAUGGGUUAAAAAAAAAAAAACCCACCCAACACUUUUGUUUUGUAUGGGAAACUUUUUUUUACACUAACUGCAAAAGUGCUUAGCAAAGGGUUUAUUCAGGACCACUCAGCAUGUGCUCCUUUUUUAACUUGCUGGAAGACCUGCCCCUCCCGAAGAGCACCCCCAACGCCACCUUCUUUCCGAAACCUAGUGUGCCACCCACACACAGCAGCCUACACGUUAGCCCAUGUAGGUCUGCACCCGUGUCUCCGCGUCUCUCAUCUGCGAGGGGUGAUGUCAUCUACAUCCGGGGGAAGCCACUGUGGUUUCACCUUCCGUGACCAGGCCAUCCUGUGUAUAUACUUCGAUGUGCAUUGUUUUGAUGUUCUUUCUGCUACUGUGCACUUGGUUUUUCUGCUACUUUACAACUCCCUGGGUUUUGGCAAGCAUCAACUUAAAUGCACAUGGUGACUGCUUUCCCGAGCAAGCGUGACUUGUUUUACAGCUGUCAAGUUACAAACCGUUCUCACGUUGUAGGCAAGCAAAAUCUCACUGUUGUUCAAGGCCACUGUAAUUUGAGGUUCAAGUUUUUGGCACAAUUUUAUUAGUAUUCACUUGUGAAGCUAGUAAGAUCCCACGGUUUUCUAUGUUACUCGCAUUGUAACAUCAAUAAAGUGACUUUCAAUAAAAGAUUUAUGUUAUUUUA
This is a messenger RNA of Oryctolagus cuniculus (rabbit), 9021 nucleotides long. Lineage: Eukaryota; Metazoa; Chordata; Mammalia; Lagomorpha; Leporidae. The record is from RefSeq and is a predicted model, not a curated record.